ACCGCUGCUAUGCAUCAGACGAACAGUUCCGCUAGAAAGGCGUGCGAAUGCAGUCAUAGAUGGUGGCGUUUUUGCUACUAUUCAUGUCGCAUCAAAACUGUCUCCCUCUAGCUCAAAAUGGGUUAGGAGGACGGUGUCUGGACUAGGCAAUUCACUUUCAACACUUCGAGGAUGGGGAACUGGAAUUUCUGUUUUCGCAAAAAACGCACUGACAAAGACGGAGAUAGAGAAUAGAGAUCGAGUUUGAUUUUCUCUACUGUUCUUUUCUUAGAGUUUUUAUUUCCUUGCUUUCUGUUUUUGAGAAAUGAUUGCAGAAUUGGUUUGCAGCGCUGUGGCUUUGGUCCUCUACAUCAACACCUUGGGUGCCGAUUUCUGCUACGAUGACAGCCGCGCAAUCAAAACCAACCAGGACCUUCUCCCCGACACCCCGUGGAUCAACAUCUUCUACGACGACUUCUGGGGCACCCUGCUCACCCACAGCGGCAGCCACAAGUCCUACCGCCCGCUCUGCACCCUCUCCUUCCGCCUCAACCAUGCCCUUGGGGGGCUGGAGCCCUGGGGAUACCACCUGGUCAACGUGGGUCUGCACGGGGCCGUGACGGCGCUCUUCACCCGGCUGGCCUGCCUGCUCCUGGGGGAGGGCCCGUGGAGCCUGCUGGCCGGGCUCCUGUUCGCCUCCCACCCCAUCCACACAGAGGCCGUGGCCGGGAUCGUGGGCCGGGCAGACAUUGGAGCCGCCCUCUUCUUCCUGCUGUCCCUGCUGUGCUACGUGCGUCACUGCUGCCGGCGAAGCGGGAGCCACGUUGGGAGUAGCGUGGAGGGGCUGUCCUUGGGCAGACCGGGGGGGGUCUGGCUCCUGGGCUGCCUGGGCUGUGCUGCCUGCAGCAUGCUGUGGAAGGAGCAGGGGGUGACGGUGCUGGCCGUGGCCGCCCUCUACGACGUCUGCGUCUUCCACAGGCUCAAGCUGCGCCAGGUCGUCGCGCUCCUCCACCACAAGAGGAGAAACGUCCACCUGCUGCUGAGCGUGUUGCUGUUGGCCGUCUGCGGGGCCGUCCUGCUGGCCUGCAGGCUGUACUGGAUGGGCAACAAACCUCCCAACUUCUCCAACUCGGACAACCCUGCGGCCGACUCCCCUUCCCUGCUCACACGGACCCUCACCUUCCUCUAUCUGCCCGCAGUCAAUCUCUGGCUCCUCCUCUGCCCCAACACCCUGAGCUUCGAUUGGUCCAUGGACGCCGUGCCUCUGAUCAGGGGCUUUGGCGAUUGGAGGAACCUUCACAGUGUGGCCUUCUAUGUGUGCUUGGUCCUCCUGGCGUGGACGGGUCUGCGCACUCGCCAGGCCAAGAGCAAGGAGACCAACGGCAAAGCUCACUGCGUCACUAACGGCAAGUCCGCCACUAACGGACACGGCUACCACCCCCCUGAGCAGGAACACACAAACUCUCACGCUGAACCUCACUCCUGCGCACAGAACGGCACCAAAAAGCACCACGCGGCGUCCAGGAUGCCCCUCCCCACCACGGAGAACGUGGUGGUGUUCUCCUUGGGCCUGCUGGCCAUCCCCUUCCUCCCGGCCACCAACCUGUUCUUCUACGUGGGCUUCGUGGUGGCAGAGAGGGUGCUGUACAUCCCCAGCAUGGGCUUCUGCCUGCUGGUGUCACUGGGGCUGCGGGCCCUGGGCGUGCGUGCCAGGAGGAGGUCGGCGAGGACCCUGCUGCUCUGCUGCAGCGCUGCUCUGGUGCUGCUGCUGGGCCUCAAGACCGUCCUGAGGAACGGCGACUGGCACGACGAGGAGAUGCUGUACAAGUCAGGGAUUUACGUGAACCCGGCCAAAGCGUGGGGUAACCUUGGAAACGUCCUGAAGAACCAGGGCAAGAUGGAGGAGGCCGAGCAGGCCUACCGGAGCGCCCUGUACUACCGCAGGAACAUGGCCGACAUGCUGUAUAACCUCGGUUUGCUGCUUCAAGAGAACAACAAGUUCUCUGAGGCGCUGCACUACUAUAAGCUGGCCAUUGGAAGCCGUCCAACUCUGGCUUCGGCCUACCUAAACACAGGCAUCAUCCAGAUGAACCAGGGCCGUCUAGACGAGGCAAAGAAAACCUUCCUGACCUGCGCCGACAUCCCCGAUGAGAACCUGAAGGACCCCCACGCCCACAAGAGCUCCGUCACCAGCUGCCUGUACAACCUGGGCAAGCUGCUGCACGAGCAGGGCCACCAGGAGGAAGCCCUUUCGGUGUAUAAAGAAGCGAUACAGAAAAUGCCGAGACAGUUUGCGCCUCAAAGCCUCUACAACAUGAUGGGAGAGGCCUACAUGAGGCUGAACAAGUUGUCUGAAGCAGAGCACUGGUACAGGGAGUCUCUGAGAUCCAAACCAGACCACAUUCCAGCUCACCUCACCUACGGCAAGCUACUAGCCGUCACGGGCCAGAAGACUGAAGCAGAGAGGUACUUUCUGAAGGCAAUUCAACUGGACCCAAUGAAAGGCAAUUGCUACAUGCAUUACGGUCAGUUUUUACUGGAAGAGUCCCGCCUGCUGGAAGCGGCGGAGAUGGCGGAGAAGGCAGCACGCCUGGACAGCGGGGAGUUUGACGUCGUCUUCAGCGCAGCGCACAUGCUGAGACAGGCCAGUCUGAACGAGGCAGCUGAGAAGUAUUACGGACGAGCGGCGAGCCUGAGACCCAAUUAUCCUGCAGCCUUGAUGAACCUGGGAGCGAUCCUCCACCUCAACGGUAAACUACAGGAGGCAGAGGCCAACUACCUCCGAGCCCUGCAGCUGAAGCCGGACGACACCAUCACCCAGUCCAACCUGCGCAAGUUAUGGAACAUCAUGGAGAAACAGGGCUUGAGGACCAUGGGGCCAUGAGGCGGCUGUGAACUCGGCAGCCAGCCCACCAUCUGUGCACCAACCCUGGGGAAGGACACAGCCCCAUCCCCCUACUCAUCACUGUGGAGAGAUGGAGGGAGGAAAUAAGGAGAGAGGGGGACAGCAUAGGCUAUGACUGGCAUACUCACACGCCCCAGCUCUCCGCAGGCCAGAAGGGACUCUCUGAGGGGCUGGUCCUUGUGAAGCAUGCAACACUUGGAUGCCUUUCUAGAAACCCCCUUCACAGGACCUGUGAUUCUUUAUCGGAACACUUAACUUGAAGAGGGCCAUAGAUACAUACUUGAAAUCUAGUUAUUUUAUAAUUGUUUCGUCCUUUUGAUGAAUAAAUAGGUCCUUUAGGGCCAAAUCUGUCCAGGGGCAGUGCAAGUUUCAAAGCUCAAGAAACAAUGAAAGCCCAGAACGUUCAGAAUCUGAAGGAAGAGCAGUACAUUAGAUAUUAUUCCACUUCUACUACCACUUCAUGAAGUAUUGGUCAAAACUUCUGUGCACAUAAGUGGAAGUUAAGUUAAAUAAUGGGAAGUUACAGGUUUAGUAGCUAUGUUUUGACCAUGAACUCGAUUUCAAGGCAAUAUUUCUGGAAACUGAAUUUAAUCCGGUGAUAUUGCCAAAGGGAAAUUGUUUCAUAAGCUUCCUGUGUGAAACAAAUCCCCUCACUUCCAUAUCUGUAAGUUUAAUAGCAGAUUAGGUAGCAUGUUGUUGAAAAGUGAUUACAGAUAAAAGGGAAAAAGACUCUGAAUACCUUUUUAACAAAUACAAAUAAUCCCAGUCAUUUGAUGAAUCAAUUCCUACAAAACAAGCUCAUUUGAAGGAAAGUAAAAAAGAAAAAACAUUAAUGUACAUGUGGUGUUUAUUUAAGUAAACAUUUUUAAGUUUCAGUUAUUCUCUGUUAUGCCUUACUCUUCGACCACUACCAUGACUCAAUUGAACUUUGAAACAGACUGGUACAGUAUGAUAACUUGCUCCUUUGUGUGCAACUAGUGUGUCCUUGGGUACUAAAUCCGCUCUUAGAGGCUUGGUACAGUAAGACGUUAUGAACUAGGUACCUGUAUUCACCUACUUCAGCUGAACUGCUUUGAGAAGGUUCAGACAGUUUAGGAGCGGUGAGAAUGGCCUGUUCCUUUCCAGAUACAGACUCAUGUGCUGAUGUCUUGAACAUUACAAGAAAAAGACUUGAGCCAUCUCUUGAGUUCUCAUAACCAAAUAGCAAUCUAACCCAAGCACUCCUUUUUAUAACAAUGCACAGCCAUAGUAUGUCUGAGGGAAUCUUUAACUGUAAUACUUUUUUGAAAUGUUAAUUUUCAUGUAUUUGUUUGUAUAAAUUAAUCUUAAUAUAUGAUUCAAGAAGCGACAGUUACCGGUGUGCAGUUACUGGUGUGACAGAUCUGCAGUCAGACUUGGAAGGGAGGCUGAGGGCUCUGCAAGUCUGACUUGGGUCAAGUUCAAAAGUAAUUGGAAGUAUUUUGCCGUGAUCCCUCCCUCUACCUAAACUAACAUUUCAGUUUUAUACAUUCUUUCUAUUUUGUCAUCAGCAUAUCAAAACACAGUUAAUUAAUAGAUUAUUUUAUGUACAUUAGAAGUCCUGUUACGGCAUUGUGUGGUAGGGAUGUCCAUCUGUCCUCAGCUGUAUGCCUACUUUGUCUGUAUUUUACUGCAUAUUAGUUAUUUAUUUGUGAUAUAAACCAGCUGGAACUGUGUUUCAAAUCUGUAAUUAAGAAAGAUGUUUGGUAAGAAUCCAUCACAGACAAUAUGGUGCAACUACAAUUUAAUGAAACAUCGCACAGUAUUCUGAAGUGUAAUCUGAACCACAACGUUUGACUUUUUGGCCAAUACCUAAAUAUACAUAUACGAUUUUUUCUAUUUUUUUUCUUAAAGGAACAUUUGAACAUGAUUAUUUUUAUAAUAAUUUUGAAUGGGAUUAAGUGAAGGAUGGGAUCUUCCUCUGUCUGUACACUUUGUAAGUGGUCGAGUACAGUGCUUUAUAGAUGGGAUAGUUGUCAUGGAAGUCACCUUCUUUCUACGCUAACAUUACAAGUCCUCCACCUGGUGUGUUUCUGUCUCUCUGUCGGUAGGAAUACACUACUAAUAUGGUAUUUCACAUGGUUUGAUAGCAGUUUCAGUACAGUUGGCUGUGAGUGUAGCAAUUGUGGUGGUUGUGACUGUGUAAACACUGUGAUGUACUUGGCUAAUAUCACCCCUUUGGAUGUUUCAGUAAAAGUUUGAAUCUGAUAAUCACAACUCCUUUACACAAACACACACACGGAUACACGCAAAUCUCCCAUCACGUUUCUAAUUUCUCUUGUAUGUAAACUGUUCAUGAACAAAUUAGUGUGACUGAAAUAGGAAGUGUUUCAUUCUGUGUCUCUGCUCAGGGAUUUCUAAAGCAGUGGGUUAUUGCAGAAUAUGGCUCACAGAGCACUCAGAGAGUUUACUAAAUUAAAGUUUUAUUUUUGGAAAGUUGUUGUAUUUGUAUAAAUGAUCACAAUUUGUUGCCUUUCCUUUUUGUAAUAUAAAAAAGAAACCAUGUGCCAGAAUAGACUUUCCCAAUGUUGCUUUUCCACAAUAAAAUGGUGUUCU
Messenger RNA from Hypomesus transpacificus, 5458 nucleotides. RefSeq names its product transmembrane O-mannosyltransferase targeting cadherins 2b (gene tmtc2b). The transcript is spliced from 12 exons. Gene Ontology annotation, biological process: protein O-linked glycosylation via mannose. Gene Ontology annotation, cellular component: endoplasmic reticulum membrane. Bases 305 to 2863 code for a protein of 852 amino acids. Lineage: Eukaryota; Metazoa; Chordata; Actinopteri; Osmeriformes; Osmeridae. The record is from RefSeq and is a predicted model, not a curated record. Gene Ontology annotation, molecular function: protein binding; mannosyltransferase activity.